This is a messenger RNA of Ambispora gerdemannii, 399 nucleotides long. The record is from the annotation of a GenBank genome assembly. NCBI's taxonomy places the organism in Eukaryota, Fungi, Glomeromycota, Glomeromycetes, Archaeosporales, Ambisporaceae.
AUGAAGUCAAUUGCGAAAACAAAAUGGUUUAUCUCCUAUAAAUUAACUAGUAAAGGAACAGCGGAAAUCGCUCAACGGGCUAAUUUACUAAUUCAACCCACUAGUGCCACCCGGGCGGAUUUAGAACCUGCUGUCCGUGAAUUUAAUAGUUUAGUCAAACAAGGCAUUUCUCCGAAAAAACUAAUCUUGCUUCUCAAUAAUUUAAUCACUCCUGCCGAGGAAAAAGCCACCCGUACUUAUUUAGAGUUAACUAAUUAUCAUUGCUUACCUUAUGCCUUAUAUGCUCGUGCUUCUUACCGCCAAGCCCAAAAUGAAGGAAAAAGUAUCAGCGAAAUUUCUUAUCAGAGUUUAAGUAAACAAGUAAAGAAACUUUUAGAUAGUAUUUUGGAAAUACUAUAA